AUGGCCGAACAAGCAGCUCAAGAACAACCUUCCGUGAUAAGAGAACGUUACUUAAAUAAUAUAAAUGGGACCGGAAACGGUAAUUUUCAGUCACAACUAGAUAGUACUCAGCAAAACCUUACCCCACCCUCUAGUCCAAAGAGACCGAAUUACCAACUGAAAUAUAGUAUGGUAGGUCACAAGAAAGCAGUGUCGAGUGUUAAAUUUUCUCCUGAUGGAAAGUGGUUAGCCAGUGCUUCUGCUGAUAAAACAAUAAAAAUUUGGAAUGCCCUUGAUGGUAAAUACGAAAAAACUUUUGAGGGACAUAAGCUAGGUAUAUCAGACGUUGCCUGGUCCGUAGACUCAAUGUCUUUGUGCUCUGGUUCCGAUGAUACUACAAUACGAAUCUGGCACUUGAAUAAGAACACAGCCGUUAAGGUUCUCAAAGGUCACACGAAUUAUGUUUUCUGCGUAAAUUAUAAUCCCCAAUCGAGUUUAAUCGUCUCAGGAUCAUUUGAUGAAAGUGUUAGAAUCUGGGACGCCAAAAACGGUAAAUGUUUAAAGACCUUACCAGCUCAUUCUGAUCCAGUUUCUGCUGUACAUUUCAACAGAGACGGUACGAUGAUUGUGUCAUGUAGCUACGAUGGUUUGAUUCGCAUCUGGGACACUGCGACAGGCCAAUGCUUGAAAACUUUGGUUGAUGAUGACAACCCCCCAGUAUCCUUUGUGAAAUUUUCACCUAAUGGCAAAUACAUUCUUGCUUCAACACUUGACAAUACAUUACGUCUUUGGAAUUUUCAUACUGGAAAAUGUUUGAAAACAUAUACCGGUCAUAUUAACAAUAAAUACUGCGUUUUCUCGAGUUUCUCAGUUACAGGCGGAAAAUGGAUUGUCAGUGGAAGUGAAGAUAAUAGUAUCUACAUUUGGAAUUUGCAAAGUAAAGAAAUAGUGCAAAAAUUGGAAGGCCAUACCGAUGUUGUUCUUACGAUCGCAUGCCAUCCUACAAAAAAUAUAAUCGCAUCCGGAUCAAUUGAUAAUGAUAGAUCCAUUUAUGACCGGUAUUAUUACCGACAAAAGUAG
Funneliformis mosseae is the source of this 1059-nucleotide messenger RNA. Lineage: Eukaryota; Fungi; Glomeromycota; Glomeromycetes; Glomerales; Glomeraceae. The record is from the annotation of a GenBank genome assembly.